GGCUGUGGGACAUGCACCCGUAAAUUACUGGUGCAUGCCCUGUCAGUCCAUAUCCCGGGUGUCUUGGGGAUGGUAGACCCACAGACCCCAAACCUGGCCGCCAUUCGUUGGGCGGCGGUGAAAGAACUGGCGAGGAGGGUGAGUGGCCCAUCGGCUACUCCUCAUCAGUUAGCAAGUAGACUGGGACCGCUGAUCCCGAGUAUGGUUGGCCCGUCAGCGGUGGACGUGCCCGCGUUAGAGCAGAUGGCCCGUUUUUUAAACGAGCCAUCUGAGCAGUUUACACUGCACCCAGUGUUGAGCGUGGCAGCGCUCAUUCACUGGAGGGCGUUACUCCAUGCUGUGGCGUUGUUACCACUAGACGACCGCAUUUGGUUUGUGGGCUGGUCGGCUCCUGGGGUGGAGGUUCACCGGAAAAAGUGUAUCCCGGCGGGGGCCGAGCCCUCUGAAGACGACGCACCAGGAAAGCUGGUAAUCAUGAGGACCGGGGAGUCGACAGCGGAGGACAACACUCCGAUGGUUUCAGGUGGAGCAGAGCCCAGUGAGAACUGGGUGGCUUCUCCUGUGCCACCAGUCGUGGGGAGGGAUAAACUCCAGGGGGUGGAUGCCCAUUUUUAUCCCAAGUCUUGUACCCGGGUCAUGAAACUGGACACAGCUCCCAGUUUGGAGCAGGUGGUGCAUCACCAAUACCCGCACCGCACUUCCUGCCCUGCCAUUGAUGUGGUGGGUGGGGUGUCUGUGUACACCGAGCCGUGUUAUUUUCCACACAUGGUGGAAUGUUACCCGGCCUGGAAAGUGACAGUGGGAAUUCAUCCACGGUUCGCUACCACUGUCCAAGAUGCAGACAGGAGAUGGGUUGGGCGGAUGGCCGCUAUAAAAGGGGUGGCCCUCUUCGUAGGGCUGGACCAUUCUUCCUUGGUGGGGACUUGGAGGGCCCAGGAGUUGCUGCUUAAGUUGAUCCUGGAGGUGAGCAGGCCAACCACCCCAGUGGUAGCAAGUUUUGUGGGGGGGAGCUGGAGUCGCGGCCCUCUAGCAGCCGGUCUCCUCCUCCUUCAGGAGCGGUGUGCCCCGUCGCAGCUACUACACCUAACCUCUUUUGACGGGGGGCGCCAGGCGGUGCAGGAUGCCCGCAGACUGUUCCCGGAGACCUAUUUUGGGAUUUCUGGAAAUGUGUUUGAAAUGGACUGGGAACAACGCCAGGCGGUGGUGCUCAUCCCCGUCGAUCGUCUACUCUUGGAGACGAAUGCCCCUCACGUUGGAAGGAGGGGACAAAGUCCUAGUGGCCCGUGUUACCUGGGCGAGGUGGCAGCUGAGGUGGCCAGGGUUCGCCAAACAUCUUUGGAGGCAGUGCUGCAGAGCACGGUUUCAAACGCCCGGCGGUUGUACGGGAUUGCCAAUGUGUAAGGGGGGUGACUUUGAGAUAUUUAGAUCUGUCAUGAUAGCUUUUAAACCAUGGAAUUUAUGGUCAGGUUUGUAUGGAAUGGGUUGAUACCCGGCAUUAGCUGGGAACACCCUUCCAUAUAAUUCAUAAUUACACAUUCUAGUAAUAUAUCUAAUUAUUGUCAUCAAUAAUUUAAUUUGGUAGGACAAUUUUAAUGGUGGUUUUCUAGACAAGAGAAUUAGGGUUAAACUUAAAAAAUGUAUUAUAUGCCUAAUCUUAAUUUUUAUUUCAGGUCUAACAAUAUUGUCCAGUUAAAUGUCUUUCAGGUGAAUGGUUGGUGUUCAGCAUCCACUUGGGGAACAGUUAAUUGGGUAUGGGAGACCUGUGGGUAAGUAGUAAUAGAAGAUGUCCCAGGAAGGGGGGUUGGAUUUUGGGUAACUGGGAAAAGACCUUAAUUUUAAGGGGUCUCUUCUUGGGUAAGUAUGUAAUGCUGAGAAGAUAAAACAGGACAUAAAAUGAUAUUUUUCCUGGAUGAUGCGGACCGUUUCCAUCCUUUUGUGAGGGGGAGGGAAGGUAUCAGCCAUGAAAAAUCCUGUUUUGUCUUGUUUUCCUUGGGGAGAGGGUCCCAAAUUAUUUUGUAGGGGAAUAAUAGUUAAUUUUCAAUUAACUAUUACUAAGUUAAGGGAUAGUUAUUUGGUUUAUGAUUCUUUUUUAUUAAGGAUUUAAUUAGGAGGCCAACAUCAUAUAGGGCAAAAUAUGAUGGACCAGUUUUUUGGUAGGUUUGUGUAAUAUAGUGUAAAAUAAGUUGCCUUGGUUGACAUUUGCAUAAAAGGCAGAGUUGAAAGUUAGUUAACUGUUUAACAUUUUGGAAUAUUUAACUGUUUAAAUUUGAAGUGUUUAACUUUUUAAGUGUUGUUCACCGAAUAGCUCUUGGUGUUUAAUUAAUAAUAUUCCUGGAUGUGACUGUAACUGUGCUUUAAUGCAUAACUAUAAUAUUCCUGGAUAUAACUUUUAACUGCUUUUCUGGAUGCCACCACCAGAUAAGUCAGUGUUUUUUCACAAAUGUGACAUGACUGUUUCUUUUGGAGGGUAGUUUUAACAUAAAACGAUAGGAAACCCUGGAUGUUUCCAAAGAACCUGUUUAUUCAUGGAUGUUCAUCGAAUCCUGGCCCGGGUGAAUCUGAGCCAGGAAGCUGCUGGAGAAGUGUUCAAUGUUCCCUGGAAAUUCGGGAGGUGAUCUCCUCUUCUAUAAAACGGGGAAGAGUGUGGUGACUCGCGACCAGUCAACGACCGGAUGGAGACUGUGUAAAUGGUCCACCGCAACACCCCUGGAGACAGAAGGUCUACUGGUAUAUGACCAUAUAGAGCUUUGGCGGGAAGAAGGAGCCCAUCGGUUGGACGAGGAACGUCACGUGGGCGCCGAGAACCAGAAGACAGUUUUGGGAAUUGGAAGGCCCACUCUCUUGCGACUGAACCGUCAUUACGAAAACUAAACCGCAUACAUCAGUUGACGAUUUGGUGAGGACUAACAACUUCAGCAGGUGCCAAACCACAAAACGAACAUGGAUGUAGCAAAUGAUGUUGUUCUGUCAAUGUGCAGGUACAUGGCACAUAAGUUGUUGUUUACUCUGGUUGUGAACCCAAGUACAUCUAAAGUGAGGAUAUACAGCUGGACAAAGUUCAAGCAAAACAGUUGAAAGGACCAUUGGUGUUGAAUGUGUGCAUUUUCGAACCUUCUAAGAUUCAUAAAGUUAUUAUGGUUUGUCUAAUGCUGCAUAACUGUGCUAGAAAGCUCCAUCUGAUUAAAAGAAAUUCAAUGACAGUUACCCAGGUUUUGUUUUGUUACAAGAUGAUAACUUUGAUAUGAAAGAGAUUUCAACCCAAGUGGUUCAUGAUGUUGAUGGCAGAGCUGUUAUAUCUAAUAUACAUGUACUCUUAAAGACAGCUGUAGAUGACAAAGUAAUAAGUUAAUGUGAACUUUUUGAUUUACAUGCUCUGUUAACACAAAAUGAUAUUCAUAUUUUACAUUUUUCAUACAUCUUCAGUUUGAAUUUUAAAAUUAAAUCAAUAUGCAACAGGAAAAUAAUGUUAGUUAGAUGAUUUUAAUUGAGAACUACAAUGCAAAACAAUUCAUAAAAAUAAAGACAAAUUAAAAAAAUAAUUAUGAAAAAUACAUGAAAUUGUUUUAAUAUCUGAUAAAGAAUAAAAAAUAAUUUUAAGUAAUAAUUUUGUUCAUGUCCAAUAUUGAGUAACUGUUUAAUUACAUGUUCCCUCUGACAUGUCACCCAGUUUAAUUAACAAUUUAAGAUGGGUUAUCUUAAGUUAUCUACACUUGGUUUAUUUACUUCUACACUAUACUUGCUUCACUCUUCACAAUUUGUAAGGUGAAAUAAAUUAUAA
Gigantopelta aegis is the source of this 3778-nucleotide messenger RNA. RefSeq lists its product as uncharacterized. The transcript is spliced from 3 exons. NCBI's taxonomy places the organism in Eukaryota, Metazoa, Mollusca, Gastropoda, Neomphalida, Peltospiridae. The record is from RefSeq and is a predicted model, not a curated record. Gene Ontology annotation, molecular function: hydrolase activity, acting on ester bonds. The coding region runs from base 70 to 1401 and encodes 443 amino acids.